UCAAUUGCCAAGAUAAGCUCAUUAGUAAGAGCAACAAUUUUCUUACUCAAUGCUUGCUUCGUUUGAUUUUCUUUACUUUGAGAUUCCUCUUUUUUCCACUCUUCAGGCAUCCCCUCCCCUAAUAGUCUUACUGAAAAGGUGCGCACUAUCUUUGUGAAGGAUAACGAUGCCUCCUUUAUAAAGAGCUCCACUGCGGGAAAAUUUUGGAGGUCUGCGUCGGUGCUUCUUGGUCAGCGACCUUCCUACCGUACUUACAAGUCUCUUCCUCCGAAAUUGACUGUUAAGCAUGCAAGAGAAUUUUUCGACAACUUCAGAUUUCCUGAGCCUGUGCCUCCUAUCAGUGACGAGUCUUCAGCAGAUGAUAAUGAUGUUGGUGUGGAGAUAAGUGAGGAGAAUGCUUCUGAGCAGAACGCCUCCUCAUCAUCUGAAGACAAUAUGGGUGUCGAGCUACGCAUGAAGGCGCGUUCUGACUGCCUUGUUGCACAUGCCUCCAGUGGCGUGAGGGUGUUAUUCGGGGAUCACAAGCGCAACUCUUAUGAGCUCCGUCCCAGUCUUCCUGUUGCAGGAAACAGCGUACCUACGACGCCUCACCCUUCGAUCUGUGCUACGGAUACUCCUGGGGUGCUAGACAUUUGAAGGCGUGAGUUUGACUCCACGGGAUCUUUGACUUCCCUUCAGCUACUGGUGUAUUGACUGCUCCAGGUCCCUCACAACCCUUGUAAGCCUUCGCGUCUUUCUACCCUUUGGUAUCUUUAUCCCAACCAGAUGUUGUCAGCAGGAGCUCUCCCAUCUUAACCAAUGUGUUACAGCUUCCCUCUCAUGGGAAUGGCACAACUAGGGUGCCGCCAUCACCUAAGUGCAUAGAAGUGGCCAUAAACAAUCCUGAGGGGGCUGAUUCUCAACUACGAUCAUCAAUCACUCCUUGCGACAUGGAUUGGUUCAAAAAGAUUCCAGCUAAAUCGUCAGAAGUUGUGGCUCUUUGGAUGGCGUAUGGGGGGGCCCCGUUCCGCUCGCAACUCCUUGGCGAGCAUAAUGUUGAGAUUAGAGGCUUGAAGUGCAAGCUAAGAGACUUUGACUCCCUUAUUGCAGAGCUAAAGAAACAAGCAAUGAGUGCGGAUGGAAGCAAAAAAGAACUACCUGAAAUUAAGCAGGAGCUGAACAAAGCUCUUGACUCACUAUCUCAAGAUGUAGCUAAAGUCAAGGAAGAAAAAGAGGCAGCUGUGAGGGCUCGUGAGCAAGAAUUUUUUGAUUUUUAUUCGAAGAAGUUGGAGUCAGAUGCCAAUUUCUUCUGUAGACUUGGGAGGGGCAACACACUUAAGUCUUAUGGAGAGCCUAUAUCAUCCACGAUGUGGUCAGCAAGUGUCGUCCCCUGGCCCUAUUCUGAUGUUCCCUUCCCAGAUCUUAUGGAACUUUUCUCCAAGGAUGGGCUCCCCCCAUCGCAAUGACAGGUGAACAACUAAACAAUGGUGUGGGAGACUCUUCUGCUGCUACUUGAGUUAGUAGCUUAUUUUAAGAUUUUUUUUUUGAUUAACGCUUGUAGUUAACCUCUUUAGCGUUUGUUGUUAGCCUCUUUGGCUUUUUCUUAGUUAGCCUCUUUGGC
Messenger RNA from Tripterygium wilfordii, 1600 nucleotides. RefSeq lists its product as uncharacterized. The coding region runs from base 930 to 1445 and encodes 171 amino acids. Lineage: Eukaryota; Viridiplantae; Streptophyta; Magnoliopsida; Celastrales; Celastraceae. The transcript has 3 exons. The record is from RefSeq and is a predicted model, not a curated record.